AUGUAUAAAAUAUCCCUUAUUAUUUUAUUAACUUCGCCUCUCGUUUUUAAUGUUCCAGUUUCAAAAGCUCAAACAUUCAGCCCUCAGACAAUACGGACACUGUUGUUAUUCUGGUCUAAUUCACAUUUGCGUAGUGAUUUAGAAAACUUAUGCAAGAGCGGCGGAGCACAGAGUGUGAAAUCUGUUGACUUCAAAAACUGCAGGAUGGAGUGCUGGGCAAAUUUUGGAAACUCGCGCGCAGCACAGACACAUAAGCUUCCCACUGGUACACCCUGUGGGCUCAAUAAAGAAAAAUGUCAGCAUGAUGGGUGCUGGCGCCCGAGGGGAACGAGAUAA
Molecule: messenger RNA, 336 nt
Organism: Ixodes scapularis (black-legged tick)
Lineage: Eukaryota; Metazoa; Arthropoda; Arachnida; Ixodida; Ixodidae
Exons: 4
Coding region: 1-336 (111 amino acids)
Source: RefSeq, a predicted model, not a curated record